UCUAGAGAGCUCUCUCUCUCUGGGAGCCUUUGAUUCCGAUUCUGCCCUCCACUACUCCCUAAAUUCCCCAUCUGUCCGUAACGUAUGGCUCCGGCCGACUCCCCGGCGGCGGCUCAGAGGCUUAUCGGCUUCAGCCGCCGUACCCAGGCUCCGCGCCAGUCGUUGCCGCCGGCCUCCCCUCCGGUCAAGAAGUAUAAGUCAUUGACCGAGAUAAUGGCCAAGGCUCGGUAUGCUGUUGUUGAGAGGGAUGAUUACAGCGACGUGUUGUGUGACCAAUGUGGCUCUGGUGAACGCCCGGACGAGCUGCUUCUGUGUGAUAAAUGCGAUAAAGGCUUCCAUAUGAAAUGCGUGAGGCCCAUUGCUGUUAGAGUUCCUAUUGGAUCAUGGCUCUGCCCUAAGUGUUCGGGCGAGAAGAGAGUAAGAAGUUUUUCUCAGAAGAAGAUAAUUGAUUUUUUCCGGAUUCAGAAAUGUGCUGAUCUUAAAAACAAAUGCAGUUCUCCCCAAGAUGCCAAGAAGCGUAAAAGGCGCACCUCACUGAUAUUGCACAAGAAACGAAGAAGACUAUUGCCAUUUAUUCCUGCAGAGAAUCCUUCCCAGAGGCUGAAACAGAUGGGUUCUCUUGCUACUGCUUUAACAGCAUUGCAUAUGGAAUUCAGUGAUGAUCUCACAUACUCACCUGAAAUGGCUCCUAGGUCUGCUAAUCAUGCCGAUUUUGAAAAUGGUGGCAUGCAGGUUCUUUCCAGGGAAGAUAUUGAGACCUUGGAACUCUGCAGAGCAAUGUGUAGAAGAGGCGAAUGCCCUCCCCUUAUGGUUGUUUAUGAUUCACGUGAAGGGUAUACAGUAGAGGCCGAUGGCCCAAUCAAGGAUAUGACAUUCAUUGCUGAAUACACAGGCGAUGUGGAUUACAUUAAGAACCGAGAACAUGAUGAUUGUGACAGUCUGAUGACCCUUCUGCUAGCAACUGAUCCUACUAAAAGUCUUGUAAUCUGCCCUGAUAAACGUGGAAACAUUGCUCGCUUUAUAAAUGGCAUCAACAAUCAUACACAGGAAGGUAGGAAGAAGCAGAACUGUAAAUGUGUGAGAUACAAUGUUAAUGGUGAAUGCAGGGUCUUUUUGGUUGCCACUCGUGAUAUUUCAAAAGGGGAGAGGCUUUAUUAUGAUUAUAACGGUUAUGAGCAUGAAUACCCUACUCAUCAUUUUGUCUGAGUAACCGUAAAUACCUCUUAAGCAACCUUAUAGAACUGGGAUGCAUUUUUGGACCCUCGUGAAAUGAUUUUCAUCAUUUUUCUGAAAACCCUAACUUAGUGUUCCCCAAGAUUCAAUGAUUUUUUCCCCUCCAUUUCCUCCCAUUGGCAAUUAGAUGUAAUUUUUCAUAGAGAUGGUCCACUUACAUGUCGGAGACAUAAAUAGGGUACCUUGAAAAUUUUCUCCUCUUUCUUAGGAAAGUUUCACUAUAUGAUCUAAGGUAUACAUGUUUUUGACUUACAGUUGAAAUGAAUGAGAAAGGUUCCCAAAUUAAGGCU
Messenger RNA from Neltuma alba, 1523 nucleotides. Its product is annotated as probable Histone-lysine N-methyltransferase ATXR5. The transcript is spliced from 6 exons. The record is from RefSeq and is a predicted model, not a curated record. Lineage: Eukaryota; Viridiplantae; Streptophyta; Magnoliopsida; Fabales; Fabaceae. Gene Ontology annotation, molecular function: protein binding. The coding region runs from base 85 to 1206 and encodes 373 amino acids.